AGACAUGCGCAGGAAGUAAUCCACGUCUGUCAACAAUGUUUCUACUACUGGGAAUGGACAAACUUUUUUUCAAUCGCUAUAUUAUCAGCUACUUAACAACACCCAGAACUUACUAGUUCAAACUUUUUUUUUCCAUUUCACGGCAUUUCCGCUAAAUUGAAUUUAUAACCUUCUGAAUUUAUAUUUUUGGAGUUUAGAAAUUGAGGUUUUUUUUUAUUGCUAGACAAUAGUAAAUAAUAGUUGUAUAAAUAAUAAAUUGCUAUCGAAACUAUGUGGUAACGUCUAAGUCUAAGUGAUAUUUAUGUGUGCAGUUUUCAAUGAUUAACAAAGCCUUUUGAAGUUUGAAAGUAGGUAAAAAAAAUGUCUUGGCUUGCAGCAGUAACAGGAAAAGCUGAAGAUUUUCUUAAUAAGCUUGAUAGAUCGGCAGCUGAUGUCCUACAUGUUGAUGAUACCAAAACUAAAGAGUGGUCUCCUCCUGACCCUACCAUAAUUCAGUCUACAUUGGAGACUUCAUCUACAGCUUCUUUAACUCCAUCACAGAGUGUACCAACACGCUUGUAUAAUAUCAAAAGUGAAUCAGAACAAGCAGUUGCCACUAGCCCACAUGUUAAGACUUCAAUACCGGCACAAGCCAUUGCCCCAUCUUCAGCAUCACAAACUUCUGGCAAGUCAGUAAAGAAAAAAAGUUCAGAUGAAGCCUUGUUUGAUUUUUUGAAUAGCAAAGAGUCAAGUGAAGCUGGUAAAAAAUUGCGUACACCUGCAAGCAGUCAUCAUCAUUCUCGCCAGUCGAGCACAUCUUCCAUUGUUUCAUCUAAAGGGGCCAAACCUGACAGUGGUACUGCUAAUGUUGCUGAAUCAACUACUGUCUUUACACCUGCAACUCAUGUAAAAUUGACAGGUAUAUUAUAAACUAUUUUAUUCCAGUUACUUAAAACAUACGGUUUAGUUAGAAAAUUGUAAGUAAUUUUAACUAAAGUAAUGUGUAAAAUGCACUACAUUGUCUACAUGCAACAUUUAUGUGUUUUGUAUACCUUGCAAAUGUUAUAAUUUCAUGUGCUAAAUGUAGUUUCUUGUAACUUGUUAUAAAGGGUCAGUAAUGACUAGCACAGAUGAUGACAGUGCUCGACAAGAUAGCCCCACAAACUCUCACAUUUCUGCUGAUUUGGAUGUCAUUGCUGAUGCUAUGAAGGAAAGUCCAGUGGGAAGUGAUCAAAGUGCCCCAGACAGUGACCAUGCUGACCUGAGUUUAGGACAGAAGGACAGGCAGCUGUCCUCAUUAGAACUCGAGAACAGAUUAUUACGAAAUGAAGUAACAUCCCUCAAUGAUGAAAUGGCCAGUGUUAUUACAAGAGCUAAAGAUGCUGAAACAGGCAAGAGUUUUUUUAAACAUUUGAUCAGUUUAUAAGAGUAUAGAAGUAUCCAGUAUUUGAGAACCAAUAUAUUGAUUCAUGGAUCAUAAUUUAAUUCAUAUUGUAUACUCUAGCUUUUGUAUGGGUAAAAUUUAAUGACAAAAAAUUUUUAUAUAUUUUUAGAAUUAAUGAGAGCCAAAGAAAAACUCAAGUCUCAUCUGAACUCUGCAUCUAUGCAUGACCAGUUGGUAAGGGAGCUACAAGCGCGUGAGCUAGAUCUGACAGAGGCAUUGAAAGCUAAAGAUGCUCAACUUGCUGUUCUUAGAGUGAGACUUGAUGAAGCUGACAAAAGAGUGAUGACCAAAGAAAAAACUCUUGAGGAAGUGAAGCUGGAACGAGAAAGGUGAAUGUGGCAUAAGAGAAAUAUUAUUUUCUGUUUUAUUUUAUAUGUUUUUUAAAUGUUGAUGAAAGAUAUAUUUAUUAGAUAUAUAAUUAUUCUCUAUUGUAUCUAUAUAGAAUCUUAAAAGAUCAUACAGACUCAAGUGGACUUCAUGGCCAAGCAUUAGACACCAUGAAAGACAAACUGGAGGAAGUAGAGGCAGCUCUCAGGAGAGAGCAAGCUGCUUAUAAACAAGCUCAGGUGGGUGUGGGUUGUCAGUUCCGUUUAGUCUUUUUUUUUAAUAAUCAUAUUAUAAGAGUAAUUAAUGGUUAGAAAAUUAAUCACUUAUACUAUGUCUUAUUAAAUUUUUGUAUACAGUUGGAAGCCAGUCAGCGACAAAGCAAAUUGGAACAGGAACAAAGGUCUAUGGCAGAGGCAUUGACAGCAGCAGAGAAAAAGGUGGCAGAGGAAAGGGGUAAAACAAAAUUUUACAUUUUAAAAAAAAAUUACAGUAGCAUAUGUUUUAUUUUGUUUUAUUAUCGUAAAGCUAUUUCCAAUUAUUUCUUUUUUCUUUUUAAGUUAAAAUUACAGAAUUAAGCAACCAGUUAAAGGCAUCUAAAGCUGGAGUAGAUUCUGCAAGGAAAGAACUCUCAGAGUAUAAGGAUAAAGCAACAAGAAUUCUACAGGUACUUUCAAAACCACUUAAUGAUAAUAAACCCAUGGCAUUGGUUGACAAUAUUUCAAAUUUAAGUAUUAAAAUUUUAAGGUUACUUGAGAUUAAUUGGCUUUUAAAAAUCAUUUUGCUAUGGAUUGAAAUAAUUUUAAAUAAAUUAAAAAUACUAAAUAAUAAAAAUGUUUUUAUCUUUAUACAGUCAAAAGAAAAACUUAUAGCCAGCCUAAGAGAUGGGGCUAGUCCAAUGGGGGAUAUGGGAGGUGUGUCUAUGCUGGAGCAUGAAUCUUUGAGGCAAGAGAGAGACAUGAUGAGGGAGGAGCUGCAGCAAGCAAAGUUGACAGUCGACAACCUGAGAGUGGAGCUUCAGGCAUGUCAAAGAUGUUUUCUGUUGCAUGGUGUUAUAAAUUUAAACAGUUCCACAAUGUUAAUAAAUAACUCAUUUAAAUUAUUUUUUUGCAGUUCUUCCAUCAUCAUAAUUACUUAUAUGCAAAUUGAGAUUUUAAUAAUAUUAAUAAAUAUUUAAUUUAGGAUUUGGAGAACCAGCUUCAACUUGAUAGUGACACAGCACAAGAAACCAUCAGGUCAUUGGAAGACUCUGUGAGGGAUGAAAAAAGACGAAGGGAAGAUGCAGAGCAGGAAUUGCUAAAACAGAAACAGGUUAAUUUUAUUUUUGAAAUAUACCAUAUGUAUGUGUAGACCAGGUGUUUGCACAUUAUCUCUUAAUUAAUUGAAUCAAAUUCUGAAACCCUUGAAAAAGAAUCAAUACGAUUUUAAUAAAUUAUUUUCAAUUUUUACGAAGUAUGAAAAUCUUUUCGCUGGUAUAAAAUUUAAAUAAUUAGUGGUGAAAUAAUGAUUCAUUUUUACAUUUUUUUACAGGAACUGCAGUAUACUUUGGAAGAGCUUCAUAAACAAAAGACAGUAUUCCAGUCUCGCAUCAGUGAUAGAGAAACAGAAAUUGAAAAAUUGCGAAAUCAGGUAGGUCAAAAUCAAAAUUGAAUCAUCCUUUCUAGUUUAGUUUUGUAAUAAGAAGUAAUGGGAGGGAUACAUAUCAAGCUACAUUAUAAGUCUUCAUUGUCGUAGGAACUGUGGAUGUUUUUACAUUGAUUUUUGUUAUAACUACUUGUUUGUAGUGAUUCACUAAGUCGUUGUGAGAUUUUAUUUUAAAAAAUCACUAAUCUAAAAACCGGUGAUAUAUAUUGGAAAAUAAAUAAUAAAAAAAUUAUUAAAACUUGUUAUUAUUAUUAUUUAAUACAGAAUUUUUUUCAACCUGAAUUAGUUAAUGCUGACACUCCAUUUAAGAAGUUAAGGACGGUAAAUAUAUUUCAGUGUCUUAAAGAUCUGUUUCAAUAUUUAGUUUAAAUGGGUUCUGUCUUUAUCAGCUGAUGACUAAGAGCAUGAGUAACAGUACAGAGAAUGAGCUUGAGUCAAGGGUGCGUUCUUUGACAGAAAGUUUAAUACAGAAGCAGACUGUGUUAGAAGCACUGAGUACAGAGAAAAACUCUUUAGUUUUACAGCUAGAGAGAAUGGAGGUAAGACGUUUACAUUACUCAAAGUAAAAUCAUCCUUUUUGUUUUAUAGAUUAUGUUCAUUGCAACUAAUAUGCAUACUCCAGCCUAGCGGUGAGCAACUUUUUAGUGCAGAGUGCCCCUUGGAAAUUAAUAUUUCUUUGGCAGACCAAAUGAUGAUUUGCUAGGAAUCUGGGUCUUCUUGUCUAAUCUAGACAAUAAAUUGGAAACCUAGAAGUGUGUUCUGAACUGGAUUUUUUAUUGUGUUUUUUUUUUGUGUGUAUGGAAUAGUUAUUGAUUGUGAGUUGGUGAAUAGUUUUGUAAGGGGAGUUGUAAUUAAUCGGAUGAUGCAAGGUCAAUAAACAAGUGAGUUGUUUCUGUGGGAACACAGGGUGGCGGUUAGUAUGUGGUGUUAUUAGUGUUAUAAUUGGUAUGUUGAGUUAUUGUUAGAGUGUUUCCAGGUAUGUCAAGUUCUGUUGAGGAUUAUGUUCGUUAUCUUUUUCUUUGGAUCUUUUUGCACCAUCAUACCAUUUUCUGUACUAUGAUAUCAUUUUCUGUACUAUGAAAUCAUUUUCUGUACUAUGAUAUCAUUUUCUGUACUAUGAUAUCAUUUUCUGUACUAUGAUAUCAUUUUCUGUACUAUGAUAUCAUUUUCUGUACUAUGAUAUCAUUUUCUGUACUAUGAUAUCAUUUUCUGUACUAUGAAAUCAUUUUCUGUACUAUGAUAUCAUUUUCUGUACUAUGAAAUCAUUUUCUGUACUAUGAUAUCAUCUUCUGUACAAUGAUAUCAUUUUCUGUAAUUUGUGUACAGAGAAGGAAAUCAGACAGUGUGUCAGAUUUUGUAAUAAGUAAGAAACCAUGUGUGGCAGAAAAACCCUGAGACAAUUUUAGCCAAUGAACUGCCUGUAAGAAUACAAGGGGAUUUCAUAACACAGUGGAAUAAUUUAAAAGUUUGUUGGGAUUAUUAUUAUUACAAUUUAACAAUUAGUUAUUGUAUUCAGUGAUUAUUAAUUUUCGAAGGCUUUCACAAUUUGUACAUUUUUUUAAAAACACUAGCUAAAUACACUUUCUAUGCUGUUAGAGAGAAUUACAAUUAUAGUAGGAUCUAGUUUUCUCGGUCUGUUCUUUCCAUGAUUCAGUAAGAUUAGAAGUCUGAAUCAGAACUUUUCUUAAUAAUGUCUUUGGAGCUUGGAUCACGCUGGGGGAUGUUGAUGCAGUAACCAACUUCUUCAUGGCAGAACAUAAGAUUUAAAAUCUUUAUGUGAGGACUGUGAUCAUGCAGGAUUUGUUUAAGCUGACAAUCAAAAUAUGUUUCUGAUCCUCAGCCAUUCCUUAAUCCACCCCAGCCAUAUUAAGAGACUGCCCUUUAGCUUUAUUUAAUUAUCAUUGCGAAGCAGACUUUGACAGGAAACUCUAGUCUCUUAAACUGGAAGUGGUAGUUAUGAUUAAAGUGUGAAGGAACUCUACUGGGUAAUGAGCCAUGUCCUCUAACUUAGUCCACAGGCUGAUAUCUCAGCAGGAAGUUGAUCAAAUAAAGAAAUACUGAUGGUUCCGUCCUAAUUUCACCGUUAAAUCCCAGCUCGGCCCCAGGGUGAUUUUUGACAACUCUUGACAUAAUGUCACCAAUGCCACUGAUCUUUCAUUUCUCUUACGUGCCUAGAAAGCUGCACCUUAUUCCUCCUUCAACUGGUCUUACUUUAGUGUGAAUUAAUUAAUGUUUAUACUUUAUUAAUAUUUGAUUUACCAUAGACACCUUUAAAAAUGCCAAAUACAGACACUUUUAGGCCACUUAAAAUAAAAGAUUGAUUUAACACACAAAUAAUUGUCAUUGCACACCUUGAGUAUAAGAGGAAUCAAUAAGAGGUGGAAAAAUUCAACCCCAUGGGGCAUGUAGUUCCAGUGAUCAGUGAGUGGGUUGUAUUUGGCUUUUAUUUAUAUAUAUAUAUUUAUAUAUAUAUAUUUAUAUUUNAUAUAUAUAUAUAUAUAUGUAUAUAUAUAUAUAUGUAUAUAUAUAUGUGUGUGUAUAUAUAUAUAUAUAUAUAUAUAUGUAUAUGUAUAUAUAUGUAUAUGUAUAUAAAGAGAGAGAGAGAGAGAUAGAUUGAUCCACUUCCCAGAGGGUAUUGCUGGCUGCAUUAAAUGUUUCAGCCAGCCAAAAAUGGCCUGUGGGCCAUAGGUUGCCCACCCCUGCUAAAGCCUCACCAUUGUGCCCCAUAUACACACAUUAGAGAUAAUUAAUAAUUUUAGUUGAUAAACAAUUUUUUUUUCUUUUUUAAUUUUUGUUUAAGAGAUUGCUUCAUUGUUGUUUUUUAAGAUAUUCUCUUUCUAAUAGGUAGUCAGAAAUAUUUAAGUAUAUAAUUAGAUAAUAGACCUUUAGGCAUGAGGAGUAGGGUGGGAGAUGAAGAGGGCUUCCACCAAUGUUUUAUAAUAAAUUUGUAAAUUAUGUUUGUGUCGAUGAUGCAAUAUUGGGAGUUCAUCCCACAUCCCAUUUAGUCAAUGUCCAGUGUAGGUUAUAGAAAGAGGUGAUGUGGACUGUGUUAUUUAGAUUUUUUCAGACUGAAAUAACGGUUCUUAAAAUAAUUUCUUUUAAAAAAAUGUUAACAUAUUUCACUGGUUAAUUUUAACUUAAUGUAAAAAAUCACCUACUUGGGAUAUCUGUGUCAGUCAGGUGCAUGUACUUGAUACAAAUGUAUUUGGGAUAUUUAACUAGGAUUUGAGCCUGAGAACUUUGCCUCAGCAAUAUGCCUGAAAUAAAUCCUCAGUGAGAACAUGGCUGAACAUUGCUAUCUCUUUGGUCCCUUUCCUGUUUGUUUCUGUUAUUAGUUGCAAUGUGUUUGGUGUGUACAGAAAUUUACUUUUAUACUUUUGACCUAUCUCCCUUUUGAGACCUUUCUUUUAAUGGACAAGAAUUACAAAUUUUCUUCUGUUUGGUCACUUCAAUUUUAUCAUUUAUUUUUUUCAGCACCAGUACAGAGAGCUAGAAAAUGCCAUCCCCCGUGUUGCAUCUAGCACACAGUUGGUGGCGGUAAAUGAUCAUGAUGAUGAUGGUAGGUUUAUUUCAUAAGAUCUUUAACCUCUUGUGAUGGCUGGACCAAUCCAUCGGCCCAGAGGGAGGUGGUAAGAAAGGCAUUUUAUAGCAUUUGUUUGAUACCUAUUAUUGACCCCUAUAAAUGCUACUUAAAAAAUAUGUGACCUAAAAAUAUGCCAAAAGGCAUAAGCACCUACAUUGGAAUAUUUGAUGCAGUUUUUCCACCAUGAAUCUCAUUCAAGUGUUUGUUAGGACUUAUUUAGGCUUCAACAAUCAGAAGAAAAUUUUGCAAGGAAGACAGUUUAUUCUAAGUGUAAAAAAAAAAAAUUGCAUGCAUACAUUAUGCAAAUCAGGAUAUCUCCUUUGCAUACAUGCUGCAAAGUAAGUACAGGGCUUGUGAAAAAGGCUCCGUCUUCUUGGCACCAACAGUCCAAAAAAGCUGCGUGUCAAGAAGGUUAAAUAAAUUGAAUUUACCUAAUUUUUAAAAAAUGAGAUUUUGAGAAAUGAAACGAUGCAUAUUAAAUAUAGUUAUAAUUAAUACAUUUUAGACUGAAAACACUUUGUGGGUGUAAUAAUUUAUUUUUAAAUGAUUUAUUUCAACAACAGUAAGGCAAAGACUACCCAUGUUCCUAAGGGAAGUUGCUACUGACCAUGAAGUUACAAGAAGAAUGAAAAGAGCAGCAAAUUCAAUUGAUGGAGUUAGGUAAAAGAGAAAGAAAUGUGUAUUUUUGUGACAAACGCUAUUUCUAUAAACAUAUUUUCACAUCUACAUGGCAUUAGUUUUCCUUUUUUUCUUUUUUUUUUCAGCAUACGACUAGGUGUCUUUCUCCGCAGGUAUCCAAUGGCCAGAGUUUUUGUAAUAGUAUAUAUGGUAAGUCAUUUUGUUGGGGGGUCUUUAUCAAAUAAAUUUAUUUGAAGAAUGAUUGUAUUUUCAGUGUACAUUAAACUUAAACAGAGUGCCCAAAGCUAGUCAUACUUCUAGUUCUAUAGUUCCAUUACUCAAAUUGUCUUUUAUAAGUAUUUAAAUGCAAUGCUGUUCAAUCAUUUUUGAAAGAAGUAAAAACACUACUUUUAACAUUAACAAAUGAUAUCCUGGUGAUAAUCAGUUACUUGCUGUUAAAGGUUAAUAUAGUCAUUGUUAGACUCUACGCUAUAAGCUGGUCUUGUUAUCAACUUUAGUUCUUUUUAUUUAAAAAAAAAAAAUUGCCAUUAGAUAAAUUUACUGCCACCAGUACUACUUUUUUUAGCUGAAUAUAAAAUAAGGUCACUUUCAAUUCAGGCACUGCUGCAUUUUUGGGUACUGGUUGUCAUGAUGACAUAUCAGCCAGAGGUUCAUGGCACAGACUAUCAACCUAAGCCACCAGACCCUUGAUGUGCUGUGCUGCUUGGUGUUCUUGUAAAUAAAAUGUUAUCUGAAUACAUGUAUAUAAUAAACUGGUGUGUGUGUGUAAAUGUACAUAUUUUAACGACAUAUUUAAAAAUGAUUGUAUAAAGAAUGAUUGGGAAGGCCCUGACAUUAUUUGCUUACCCAGUUAGCUAUUGAGUUAUGGUUUUAAUAUCUUUCUACUUGAAAAAGAACAAUUAAAUCAAUCUUUGUGACAGUGAUGUAUUUAGGCUUCUGUUGAAAUUUUUUAUAUGUAUAUAUAUUAUUAUUUUUUGUUUUUUUAAAGUGUUAUUUUAUAUAAAACUGACAGAACUUGAGUUCUAUUCCAACAUUUCAUCUCCUGUACAUCCUAAUAUAUAUAUUUCACAGAUUGAUUUAUUGUAAUGACUUUGGCAUGGAAGCUUACCGAAUUGGCCAGGAAAUUUCCCAUAAUAAGCUUAGCGUCAAUUUAAAUUUAAAUUUUGUCUUAUUGAUGAUUGCCAUUGUACAAUCAUAGACCUAUGGUUGUAAACAAGUGCAUUUCAUUAACUAAGGUUGAGCUUGUAAUGAAUAGCCUUGAGAAGGCCUGUAAUGCAACUAUUUUUUACUUUAUUGCUAAUUAGCAAUAUUUAUAACAAAAGUUGAAGGGAACAGGUUUAAUUAUUAUUUUUACGAACCAUUAAACAUUUUGGUCAGGAAGUUUAAGUUAUGAAUGAAAAAUGAUUGCUUGCAAAAAUAUAUUUACACUGCAUAUAUUUUAUUUUAACAGAGCAGUUAUUCAAUAACUGAAAUUUUGCAUUAUCAAACUUUCUUUUAAUUAGUGACUCAUUGUUUCAUUUUGUGUUGGCCUUUACAGAUCUCUAGCAAAAUAUAUCUUUUAGGAAAUGUCUUUUAAAUAUGGAUUUAAAUGUAAACCAGAUUGUUUCCAUAGGCUAUUAUCAGAGGCAUAGCUAAGUGGGGCAGAGGGGAACAGAUGUCCCUGGGCACCAGACUAGCUGGGGUGCCAAAAUGUGCUUUGAUAUUAUUUUAUUGAUGAAAAUAAUGGGUUUGGGAUUUGAAAAAAAAAAGAAAGGCUCUUUAAAAUGAAUCUUGUCCCCGGGGGCCAAACACUCUAGCCACGCCUCCGACUGUUAUUAUCUGUAAAGAUUUAAACAUAUUUAUUAAUCCAUGAAUUUUAAAAGAGCAGUUGCUAAUUAUGAAUAAAGCAUUUAAAAUUGAAUUUUUUAUAGUAAAUAUCACACAAUUGUAUUGAUCUGUUGUCUUUCAUAAUUUACACAUUUAUAAUAAAUCAUUUGUCUUAUAGUUCCAUUUCUGUUUUACAUUUAUAAGUAAAAUUUCUUUAAAUCAGUGGAAAUCAUUUUCAAAGUUUUCAGCUGUUGGUAGCCAAUUUAGCUUGAAGUGUUAAAAAUAUUUGACAUGUCUAUUAAUCCAAUUUUUUUCUGAAUUCAGCUACAUUGCAUUUAGAAAUCUCUCAUGGUACCAGACAACUAAACAUUCACAUUGGACAAAAAAUAAAAACAAAUUUAUCUGAAAGCAAGAGAUAAAUUGUAUGUCUUAAAAUCUUGGUGUUUGUGAUGAAAUAAUGUUAAUAUCACUUAAUGUCCCAAAGUUUUAAUUAUAUGACAUUUAUGUGAAUUGAUCAUAAAGAAAACUUUAUGAAUAGUCGCUGAUAUAAAAAGAAAUUUUGCUUUAAUUUUAAGGCUUGAAAUUAAGCUGUGCCAUGUAAGUUAUACAUUUACGAUGUAAAUACUGAUUAAUUUCUGAAGGAUUUUCUAUGUGAUUCAUAAUGACUGGUUUGUAAGUAG
This is a messenger RNA of Lymnaea stagnalis (great pond snail), 10099 nucleotides long. NCBI's taxonomy places the organism in Eukaryota, Metazoa, Mollusca, Gastropoda, Lymnaeidae. The record is from the annotation of a GenBank genome assembly.